Messenger RNA from Neodiprion virginianus, 2989 nucleotides. RefSeq names its product atypical protein kinase C (gene aPKC). The record is from RefSeq and is a predicted model, not a curated record. NCBI's taxonomy places the organism in Eukaryota, Metazoa, Arthropoda, Insecta, Hymenoptera, Diprionidae. The coding region runs from base 510 to 2831 and encodes 773 amino acids. The transcript has 9 exons. Gene Ontology annotation, molecular function: ATP binding; protein binding; protein serine/threonine kinase activity. Gene Ontology annotation, biological process: protein phosphorylation; establishment or maintenance of cell polarity.
GAUCAGUUCACGAUGAAAUGGGUGGACGAGGAGGGCGAUCCUUGCACGAUAGGAUCGCAGCCGGAACUCGACGAGGCGCUGCGCCUCUACGAGCUCAACAAGGACACGGAAAUCACGAUACACGCAGGGGAAUUAUUACGGUGCGUGGACAGGGCCCGGUGACAUCCUUUCCCGACGUCCUCCUCCACCGGCUCUCUCUCUCUCUCUCUCCCUCUCUUCUCUCUCGCCGACUCUCUCCCUCCGAGCGUCGCCUCGGCUCAGCUGCUCGGCCUGCUCCUCCUACUCCACCACCGCCUCCGCCUCCUUCAGGAAAGGAAAAAUCUAGGUGUGUCGGAUCACGCUCGGUUUCAAGCCGGGCCUGCUGCGGCACCAGUCGUCGCUGAGAACCCGGAGACGCUCCGUCGAAGGUGCGGAGGUUCGUUCGGUGCGCCGUGACCGUAGCGAAUUGUCGCGACGAGCCGUCCGCGGCACAGCAGCGUGCAGGUACUGUGACAUAACAACGCUCCGAAAUGGCCUGGGGCUACUGGAACGCGACUUCCGUCGCCGACAGGGGCCGGUCGCCCCGGCGCGACAAGGACAAGCAGACGAUACAGCAGAGCCAACAACAGCAGCAGACGACGCCGGCCGCCUCCGAGUUCCUUCAGGGCGCCUCGACGCUGCAGCAGAUUCAGGGAUGCGAGAUGUCGUCGGCCGUCGGGAACGCGGUCGAGGAUGCCCCGUGCACGCUCAUGAUACAGGGCGGCUCGUUCUACUCGUAUUCCGCGGCCGCGGCAGCCGCUGCGGCGGCCGCGGCCGGGAGACGCGCCUCCGUCGUCGAGGGCGCCGCGCUCCAGGCGGCAGUUCUUCCCCGAGCUCCCGGUGCCGGAUUUCCGGGGACCAGCGCAGUCGUCUUCCCGUCUAAUUCACCCUGCAGCGACUCCGCCGAGGACGAGUCCCACGCCGCGUACGUUCACCAGGACGGAACCGCCGGCGUUCAGACCACCAGACGGCACAACUUACCUCGCGGCAACAACGACGACGAGUCCGACGAUCCCGAUCACGACGACGUCGAUCUUAUUUAUGCCUCGAACACCCUCGCCGCCGGGUGUCUUCUUCACGGGCACUGCAACACCCAGGAACGAAAUAUCGCCAACUCUGCCCCGGGAUCGAACCUUGGGGAUUAUGCCGCCGCUAUCGCUGCCGCAAAUUCGGCCGCCGGUCCUGCUGCAGGUGGUACCGCGCAAUUCGGCAGGUUCAAUAACAUCACCUGGGGUAGGUCGUGGCCUGGCAGAGACUCGACAGAGUCUAACGGUACAAUUGUUUUUCCAAAUGUACCGGCAGCUCCAGGAAUGCCCUGCCAAGGCGAAGACAGAAGUAUCUACAGGCGUGGUGCUCGAAGAUGGAGAAAGCUUUACCGAGUCAAUGGGCAUAUUUUUCAAGCAAAACGUUUCAACCGACGAGCAUUUUGCGCGUUUUGCCAAGAUCGUAUCUGGGGUCUGGGACGGCAAGGUUUCAAAUGCAUUCAAUGCAAGCUCCUCGUUCACAAAAAGUGUCACAAGGUGGUUGGCAAGCCAUGCUUUAGCAUGCAGGUACCUCAAACAGCGGAACCACCUUCAACGGACAGAAACGGUGAUCAACAACAAUCGGAUUCCCUGCAUUGCUCUUCUGCCGUACAGCCUGAUGACGAAUCUACAGAGCUGGCAGCGGUCGAAGACCAUUCCCGUAAUCGAGCUCCGGGUGAUGAGGGCGAAGAGUUACCAUUGGAGGCUGGAACUGGAUCGGAUAACAUGAUCGAAUUACAGAGGCAGUAUUCGUUGAGUGAUUUUGAAUUGAUCAGAGUUAUUGGCCGAGGUUCUUACGCGAAAGUAUUAAUGGUCGAAUUGAAACGUACGCGGCGGAUUUACGCCAUGAAGGUGAUAAAGAAAGCUCUGGUAACGGACGAUGAAGAUAUCGACUGGGUACAGACGGAAAAGCACGUAUUUGAAACGGCGUCGAAUCAUCCGUUCCUCGUUGGUCUUCAUUCCUGCUUCCAAACACCGUCGCGCCUCUUUUUUGUCAUCGAGUUUGUUCGUGGUGGCGACCUGAUGUUCCACAUGCAGAGGCAACGACGUUUACCCGAGGAACAUGCUCGAUUUUAUGCUGCUGAAAUCAGUCUUGCUCUCAACUUUUUGCACAAUAAAGGAAUUAUUUACCGAGAUCUGAAACUGGACAAUGUAUUACUGGAUCAUGAGGGUCACGUGAAGCUCACCGAUUAUGGAAUGUGUAAGGAAGGAGUGCGGGAAGGUGACACGACGGCGACUUUCUGCGGGACGCCCAACUAUAUUGCCCCGGAAAUCUUGAGGGGCGAAGAUUACAGUUUCUCCGUGGACUGGUGGGCUCUCGGGGUACUGCUGUACGAAAUGUUGGCAGGUCGCAGUCCAUUCGAUAUUGCCGGGGCUUCCGAAAAUCCAGACCAGAACACAGAGGAUUACCUAUUCCAAGUUAUUUUACAAAAAACCAUACGAAUCCCGAGAUCGCUCUCCGUCAAGGCAGCUUCCGUUCUCAAAGGAUUCCUCAGCAAAGAUCCUGUCGAACGAUUAGGUUGUGGAUCCUACGGAUUCUUUGAUAUAGCCGGACACUCGUUUUUCAAAGCCAUUGAUUGGGAUAUGUUGGAGCAAAAACAAGUCACUCCGCCUUACAAACCACGGUUAGACUCUGAUAGAGAUUUGGCUAAUUUCCCACCGGAAUUCACUGACGAACCUGUUCACCUUACACCGGAUGAUGCAAGAGUGAUCGAUAAAAUUGACCAGAGCGAGUUUGAAGGAUUCGAGUACGUGAAUCCGUUAUUGAUGUCGUUAGAGGACUGCGUGUGACAAGAGCCGCUAUUCUUCCUGCACCAAGAAUCGCAAGAACGUCGCUAUUUACAUGACCUGCAGGAUAGAUCAGAUACGCUUCAGCUUCAGACUCUCCCUAACUCAAUUUCGGACUGCCGUCAUCAUCGUUAUCGUAAUCAUAAUGACUUGAUCACGAU